UCACAAAAUCCACAAUGUCCACAACCACCACAGACACACCCGCCCCCCAACAACCCGCCUCACCCCCUCCCUCCACCCCAACAGACGCCUCCCAACUAAACACCUACUACACCUGGAGCACCUUCUUCAACAUCCUCCUCUCCCGCUCCACGCCCACGGAAACAGCCUCCUACUUCGCCGCGCGCGACCUCGCCAACGAAGCCAGCGACUGCGCCCGCUGCACCCAAACCGUCACCUCGCUCUUCAAAACCUCGCCCAUCGUGCGCUUCCUCCGCGACGAAACGCGCGCCCUCAGUGGCGGCCGCCACAGCGAAAUUGGCCCCGCGCAGAUCCACUGUCGCCGCUGUACCACGCGGCAGAGCGGCGGGUUCGACAUGGACUAUGGGAUUCUGCUGUGUGCGAAUCAUCUGCAGAGUAGGGCGCAGACGGAGGAUACGCUGGCGCAUGAGCUGGUACAUGCGUAUGAUCAUUUGCGGUUUGAUGUGCAGAGGACGGACUUGAGGCAUCAGGCUUGUACGGAGAUCCGCGCCUCCACACUCUCCGGCGAGUGCCGCUUCACACGCGAGUUCUUCGGUCGUCGGCAGUGGAAGGUCACGCAGCAGCUGCAGGAAUGCGUGCGGCGGCGCGCCACGCUCUCGCUCAUGCAUAGGCCUGAAUGUAAAGAUGAGGCGCAUGCCAGUCGGAUAGUGAAUGAGGUGUGGGAGAGCUGUUUCCGCGAUACGAGGCCGUUUGAUGAGAUAUAUCGGUAGUAUGGAGGGGGG
Pseudovirgaria hyperparasitica is the source of this 761-nucleotide messenger RNA. RefSeq names its product mitochondrial inner membrane protease atp23. Gene Ontology annotation, biological process: mitochondrial protein processing; mitochondrial proton-transporting ATP synthase complex assembly. The record is from RefSeq and is a predicted model, not a curated record. NCBI's taxonomy places the organism in Eukaryota, Fungi, Ascomycota, Dothideomycetes, Acrospermales, Acrospermaceae. The transcript is spliced from 2 exons. The coding region runs from base 15 to 749 and encodes 244 amino acids. Gene Ontology annotation, molecular function: metalloendopeptidase activity. Gene Ontology annotation, cellular component: extrinsic component of mitochondrial inner membrane.